Penicillium canariense is the source of this 1704-nucleotide messenger RNA. Its product is annotated as MDR family MFS transporter. The coding region runs from base 1 to 1704 and encodes 567 amino acids. Gene Ontology annotation, molecular function: transmembrane transporter activity. Lineage: Eukaryota; Fungi; Ascomycota; Eurotiomycetes; Eurotiales; Aspergillaceae. The record is from RefSeq and is a predicted model, not a curated record. The transcript is spliced from 2 exons. Gene Ontology annotation, biological process: transmembrane transport.
AUGAGCGAAGCUCUUGUUGCUCCAGAUCUUGAGGCUAUCCGGGAGAAGACUACCCAGCAGAUGAGCUGUGAAGAAGCCGACAUCGAAAAUUCAGUCUCCAAUGAAAAGGCCAAAUAUCCACCCCUCGGCCAAGUGAUUGUUGUUGUUCUGGCAGUCUACCUGGCGGCCUUUCUGGUAGCUCUUGAUCAAACUAUCAUCGGAGUGGCCAUUCCAAAAAUCACCGAUCAGUUCAACAGCAUCCCGGAUAUUGCCUGGUAUGGUAGUGCAUACUUCUUGACGUCAACUGCUCUACAACCGUCGUACGGCCGCAUUUAUAAGAUUUUAAAUGUAAAAUGGUCCUUUUUAGCUGCGGUGGGCAUUUUUGAGAUCGGAUCACUGGUUUGUGGCGUUGCGCCUUCCAGCACGGUUCUGAUCGUGGGUCGCGCAAUAGCAGGAAUUGGCGUUGCAGGUAUAUUUUCCGGCGCUCUGGUGAUCAUCUCAAUGACUGUGCCCCUGGCAAAGAGACCGCUGGUUUUUGGUGUAUAUGGCAUGGUGUGGGGAAUCGCUUCGAUCGUCGGACCACUACUUGGUGGAGCAUUGACUGAUGGUCCGUCUUGGAGAUGGUGUUUCUAUGUUAACCUUCCUGUGGGUGGAGUUUCUAUCGCAGUUGUUCUCCUGGUCCUUCGCCUACCGAGCAACAAUCAGGAUGGGAGACUAUCUAUCUCCCAACUUGCCCAGGAGCUUGACUUGAUAGGUGCAACCUUGCUCAUCCCGGCCAUUGUAUGCUUGGUUCUCGCAUUGCAAUGGGGUGGAAAUGCCUAUAGCUGGGGCAGCUCUCAAAUCAUCGGACUUUUUGUUGGGUUUGGUCUGUUGAUUUCUCUUUUUGCCGCAUCCCAGAUCUACAUUAGUCGGCAUGAGAACAAUGCGACCGGCAAAAAGAGCGGAAGGGCAACUUUGCCACCUUCAAUACUCAAGCAGCGCACCAUCUGGUCUGCUGGAUUAUAUGCAUUUUUCUUUAGUGGUGGCUUCUUUCUGCUGGUCUACUAUGUUCCCAUCUACUUUCAGAUUGUCAGAGGAUCUUCUGCCAUGACUGCGGGACUCCAGGUUCUACCCUUCAUGCUCGCCACUGUAGUCUCAUCUAUAGUGGUGGGUGCCAUGGUCACUGCAUUUGGGUAUUAUACGCCAUUUUUGAUUGCCAGCACUGGGGUUGCUGCUGUUGGGACGGGUCUGAUCACCUUAUACAAUGUGGAUAUUUCUCCGGGGAAAUGGAUCGGCUAUCAAAUUGUUGUCGGUGCCGGCAUUGGUGCUGGUCUUCAAAUCCCAAUGACAGCCGUGCAGACGGUAUUGAAGCCAGAGGAUAUCCCAGUGGGAACAGCCGCCGUCAUGUUCUUGCAAACACUGGGCGGUGCCGUCUUCAUCGCGGUGGGUCAGUCGGUAUUCCAGAAUGGCUUGCAAGCAGGCAUUCGCGCAUACACAUCCAAUGUUGAUCCAAUGGCCAUCAUUAGCGCAGGGGCCACCGAGACGAGGCACGUAUUGAUGACAUUGGGCCAGCUCGAUCAGCUGGAUGGCGUGAUAAAAGCAUACGUGAACGGAUUACGAGACACCUAUCGCGUUAGCUUGGCAUUAAUGGUAGCCGCGUUUGUGACAUCUUGGUUCGUCGAGUGGAAGAGCGUCAAGAACAACGACAACGCUUCGAAUGAUGAUACAAUAAUCGCUUCUUCAUGA